Molecule: messenger RNA, 3424 nt
Organism: Athene cunicularia (burrowing owl)
Lineage: Eukaryota; Metazoa; Chordata; Aves; Strigiformes; Strigidae
Gene: GRID1
Product: glutamate ionotropic receptor delta type subunit 1
Exons: 18
Coding region: 295-3204 (969 amino acids)
Biological process (GO): synaptic transmission, glutamatergic; monoatomic ion transport; modulation of chemical synaptic transmission
Cellular component (GO): plasma membrane; postsynaptic membrane
Molecular function (GO): transmitter-gated monoatomic ion channel activity involved in regulation of postsynaptic membrane potential; glutamate-gated receptor activity
Source: RefSeq, a predicted model, not a curated record
UCAAGCAAAACUUGACUUCAAGGAUUAUGAGACCAGUGAGAUAUAGAAGACUGGAUUCUGUUCUAACCUACACAUCAUUAUUGUCGCACUAGAGGAAGACACACUUUUUGCAAGAGUAUUCUUGAUGAACUUUUCACUGGUGGGAAAACGGAAAAGAAAUGGAGAGAUAAAAAUUUGAGCUACUGCUAAGAUGUCAGCCUGGAGAAAUUUAAUGCAUUUCAAACUGGCCAGGAUUUUCUGGCUACUGUGUAAGCCGGAGACCAAGAAAUAAGGCAUUAGAAAGCCUGUGACCUGAUGACCCUGGGGAUCUUAGCCUUAGUGACAUCCACUGGCUGUGCCUCGGCCAACGCCCUGCAGUCCCUGACGGAUGCCAUGCACAUCCCACACCUCUUUGUACAGCGCAACACGGGAGGCUCCCCGCGCACGGCCUGCCACCUGAACCCCAGCCUGGAGGAGGAGGAGUACACGCUGGCCGCCCGGCCGCCCGUCCGCCUCAAUGACGUGAUGCUGAAACUGGUCACCGAGCUGCGCUGGCAGAAAUUCAUAGUGUUUUAUGACAGUGAUUAUGAUAUACGUGGACUGCAGGGAUUUCUCGAUCAGGCCUCGAGACUGGGACUUGAUGUAUCCUUGCAAAAAGUGGACAGGAACAUCAGCAGAGUCUUUGCCAACCUUUUCACUACCAUGAAAACAGAAGAGCUGAACCGCUAUCGGGACACGUUGCGGAGGGCUAUCUUGCUCCUAAGCCCCCGAGGAGCCCAGACUUUUAUUAAUGAGGCUGUGGAAACCAACCUUGCAUCAAAGGAUAGUCACUGGGUCUAUGUAAAUGAGGAGAUCACCGAUAAUGAAAUACUAGAGUUGGUGCAUAGUGCUCUGGGGAGGAUGACAGUUAUCCGGCAAAUUUUCCCUCUCUCAAGGGACAACAAUCAGAGGUGCAUGAGGAACAAUCACCGGAUAUCUUCGCUGCUGUGCGACCCACAAGAAGGCUACCUUCAGAUGCUGCAGGUUUCCAACCUGUACCUGUACGACAGCGUGCUCAUGCUGGCCAAUGCUUUCCACAGAAAGCUGGAGGACAGGAAAUGGCACAGCAUGGCAAGUCUGAACUGCAUGAGGAAAUCCACCAAACCUUGGAACGGAGGGCGAUCCAUGCUAGAGACUAUUAAGAAGGGCCAUAUAACUGGGCUUACUGGUGUUAUGGAGUUCAGAGAAGACGGCGCCAACCCCUAUGUUCAAUUUGAAAUACUGGGCACCAGCUACAGCGAAACGUUUGGCAAAGAUGUGCGGAGGCUGGCAACGUGGGACUCUGAGAAAGGACUGAACGGGAGCCUACAAGAACGACGCCUGGGCAAUGACUUACAAGGACUGACACUCAAAGUGGUGACUGUCUUGGAAGAACCUUUUGUGAUGGUAGCGGAGAACAUCCUUGGGCAACCAAAACGAUAUAAAGGGUUUUCCAUUGAUGUCCUGGAUGCACUUGCCAAGAAUCUGGGCUUCAAGUAUGAGAUAUAUCAAGCUCCUGACGGCAAAUAUGGACAGCAGCUCCAGAACAGCUCCUGGAACGGCAUGAUUGGAGAACUCAUUAACAAGAGAGCAGACCUGGCCAUCUCGGCCAUCACCAUAACACCAGAACGAGAGAGCGUGGUGGACUUCAGCAAGCGCUACAUGGACUAUUCCGUGGGGAUAUUAAUCAAAAAGCCUGAAGAGAAAAUCAACAUCUUCUCUCUCUUCGCUCCUUUCGACUUUGCGGUGUGGGCUUGCAUUGCUGCCGCCAUCCCCAUUGUCGGGGUCUUGAUCUUUGUCUUGAACCGGAUCCAGGCAGUCAGGGCACAGAACGCUUCCCAGCAGAGCCCCUCUGCUUCCUCCAGCCUCCACAGUGCCAUCUGGGUCGUGUACGGCGCCUUCGUUCAGCAAGGGAGCGAAUCUACCGUCAACUCCGUGGCCAUGCGCAUCGUAAUGGGAAGCUGGUGGCUCUUCACCCUUAUCGUGUGCUCUUCCUACACAGCCAACUUAGCAGCGUUUCUCACAGUAUCAAGGAUGGAUAAUCCCAUAAGAACAUUUCAGGAUCUGUCCAAACAAAUGGAUAUCUCUUAUGGUACAGUCAGGGAUUCAGCAGUGUAUGAAUACUUUAAAGCAAAAGGGACCAACCCUUUGGAGCAGGAUAACACAUUUGCUGAACUGUGGAGGACUAUCAGUAAGAAUAAUGGGGCAGAUAAUUGUGUAUCGAACCCUUCUGAAGGCAUCAGGAAGGCAAAGAAAGGAAACUAUGCUUUCCUGUGGGAUGUGACGGUGGUGGAAUACGCCGCGCUGACGGAUGAUGAAUGCUCCGUGACAGUCAUUGGAAACAGCAUCAGCAGCAAAGGAUACGGGAUCGCACUCCAGCAUGGAAGCCCCUACAGAGAUCUUUUCUCCCAGAGGAUCCUAGAGUUGCAAGAAAGUGGAGAUUUGGAUGUUCUUAAACAGAAAUGGUGGCCACGGAUGGGACGUUGUGACCUGAACAGCCAUACCAAUGCACAGACAGAUGGGAAGGCACUCAAGCUUCACAGUUUUGCAGGCGUUUUCUGCAUUUUAGCAAUAGGCCUUCUUCUUGCAUGCUUGGUGGCAGCAUUGGAGUUGUGGUGGAACAGCAACCGUUGUCAUCAAGAAACACCGAAAGAGAUACAGCAUGGGCAGCAGCAGUGCAAACUUCCCCACAUUGCCCCACCAAUGUGCCUCAACCCUGACCUGGAGAGACCACCUUUAGGGAUGGCCAACGAUGUGAGGUUGGGCCUCAGAAGCAUGGACAAAGAAGUGAACCUGGAGCAGGUCCACAGACGCAUGAACAGUUUAAUUGAUGAAGACAUAGCCCACAAGCAAAUCUCUCCAGCGUCCAUUGAAAUCUCAGCCCUGGAGAUCGGUGGCAUGCAGCCAGCUCAGACCCUGGAGCCGGUACGCGAAUACCAGAACACGCAACUUUCUGUCACCACCUUUUUACCAGAACAGACAACUCAUGGUGCCAGCAGGACACUGACAGCUGCCUCUGGCAGCAACCUGCCGCUGCCCCUGAGCAGCUCGGCCACCAUGCCCUCCAUACAGUGUAAACACAGGUCACCAAAUGGAGGACUAUUUCGUCAGAGUCCCGUGAAAACCCCGAUCCCAAUGUCAUUUCAGUCUGUGCCAGGGGGAGUAAUUCCAGAAGCAAUGGAGCCCUCUCAUGGAACAUCCAUAUGACAAAAACAAACAGUAAAACAACCAGCAGAGCUUUUUAAUACAAAAUGUAAAAGAAACAAAAAAACAAAAAACAAAAAAACCCACAAACAACAACAAAAAAAUAAAACCCACAAACUCUUAACGUUUUUCUUGUAUAUACCUGUAAAUAAUGAAAGAAUGAAGUGGGGUUAAAGUGUAUUUUGAAUAUUCCCAAUUUUCGAAGUCAGUAAAAAAACAAAAA